This is a messenger RNA of Podospora pseudopauciseta, 2229 nucleotides long. RefSeq names its product galactose metabolism-related protein (gene GAL83). Lineage: Eukaryota; Fungi; Ascomycota; Sordariomycetes; Sordariales; Podosporaceae. The record is from RefSeq and is a predicted model, not a curated record. Gene Ontology annotation, cellular component: nucleus; cytoplasm; nucleotide-activated protein kinase complex. Gene Ontology annotation, biological process: signal transduction. Gene Ontology annotation, molecular function: protein kinase binding. The coding region runs from base 387 to 1826 and encodes 479 amino acids. The transcript is spliced from 3 exons.
UUAUCGAUCCAUCAAAAACGACUGAACCCCAGACAGUGGACCUCAGCACCUCCAUCUGCUGAACCAUUUACCUUCUGAAUUGGCUUUACCCGCGGUUGAAACUGGCCGAAUUCUCUGUCGUCCGCUUCUUUUCUUAACCGUAUCGGAGUCAAGGUUGAGCCAGUCUCCCCUUUGUUAUCGCUCUCCGGCACUCCCAUCUGCUGUGUUUUUCUGUUAGAUAGCGAAUACUCCGCUAGGACCCAGCACCUCCUAGCACCCAGCACCCAGCACCACCCCGUACCCGCCAGCCCAAGCUUCACUGCUCUCCCACCCUUCGAUUUUGUUUCGGGUUCGCGUGUGCUGCUAUCGGACAGCAGGCACGCCCGGAGAAGAAAGGUUGAUUAAAAAUGGGAAACAGCCCCUCCACAUCAAAACCCACGAGCCAGUCGUCAUCCUUCCAAUCCAACGCCCCAGGAAGCCAAAAUGAGUCUCCACGGUCCGUGAGGCGAGAUAACAAACAUCCGAUUCCGGUACAGACUCACCGGGUCGCCGCCCCGCCCGAACACUCCCUCACCCAAGCCCAGGGCACCGCCGUCCAGCCACCGUCCAGCAGCAGCAACCGGCCAAAAUCACUGCAGCACCGACCCCGCGCCGCAUCCCCCCCGGGUUAUUCCACCCCGUCGUCCUCGGUGACGGCUGACCGCUCCACGACGGUUGCGAAGCCCGUCGACGUCAAGCAGGGCAUACCCGGCCCCUCGCAUGAGCCCGCCAAGCCCGUGGCUGUCCCUUAUUCUCACAACUCGCCUUCGUCCUCGAGGUCGCCCCGCUCACCAAGAUCCGAAGACAUAUACGAAUCCGUCGUCAUGCCGCAUAGUAGCUUGCAAGAUAUGUCGUAUAUGACGCGCCCGCCGCGGCUGCCCCUCCCCAUCGAGGAGGAAGUCCACACGCCCGGGUCGCCGAUUAUCUCGCCUGCCGAUAUUGGACAGCCAUUGGAGGAUGUCGAGGAGUUGGAUUCGCAAGGGCUGGUGCGCCCCCCGUCAAAUGUCAGCAAUGCUUCGGUGUUGGAGGAUGAUGACCCAGAGGGACUUUUGGUGGACAAGAAUAGGCCGACGGUGCCCACGAGGUUAGAAUGGAAGCGCGGAGGUGACAAGGUCUACGUUACGGGGACCAUCUUUCAGUGGAAUCGCAAGACGAGGUUACACCCGGUCGAGGGACGGCCAGGUGUAUAUGCGACCACGAUCGACAUUCUCCCCGGCACCCACCACAUUCGAUUCUUGGUAGAUGGCCAAAUGCAGACAUCCCCCGACCUCCCAACAACUGUCGACUUUGGAAAUAACCUUGUCAACUACAUCGAAGUCAACCCAGACGACCUCCCCUCCGCCGCGGAAAGUGGUGCCGCGGCAGCUGGAGCUCCGGCCAAGGACGGACAGCAGACGACUGAGAGGUCGCAGAACCCCGUCUCGGAAGAGGAGUCGAACCAGCAGCAGCCAAAAGCCAGCUUCAGGGACUGUCCGCCAGCCGAGCUGUUUGCCCACAAGAUCCCAAGAUAUCUCCUCGACUUUGAUCUGCAGGAGGAUGCGCCACAGUACAAUACUGCCUGCUCGGCGAUUGAGAAGCUCCCCAUGCCACCAGCACUUCCCGGCUUCUUGGGCAAGCCGAUUUUGAACGCGGCGACGCUGAUCAAGGACGACAAUAGCGUUUUGAACAUGCCGAACCAUACGGUGUUGAACCACUUGGCGACGAGCAGCAUCAAGAACAACAUUUUGGCAGUUUCAGCGACGACGAGGUAUAAGAGCAAGUAUGUGACCACGAUCAUGUACAAGCCCACGACGACAGAAGGGAUUUAGAUAUUUUCUUUUUCUUACAUGAUUUAACGCUAAUUCCAAGAAUUAUUACUAUCAUGGAUUGGUGGUGACGGGAGGCAGGGCUUUGUUUUUUUGCAUGGCAGUGCUUUUAGAGGCCGGGGUUUCUUGGAGUAAUAUGAAUUGGUGGCCAGACUUUGGUAACACGAUCAGAAGAUGAUGGUGUGUGUGUAUGCCGGGCGGGCUACGUUUUUGAUGAUCUGAAAGUGAAAGAGAUAUCACUUGGACUCAUGUGAGAAUUGCGUGUCUCGAUAUCAUGUAUGUCGGAGCUUUUGUUGAAAGGGGGAAAUGACAAGUGGGUUGGGUGAUGGACUGUUUGAUCCAAACGGCCACCAGCCCGAUCAGAUACAAAUACAACUACCUUUUCACAAGGGGUCCAAAAAUGUUU